UGGAUGGUACAGAAAGAGCGUUCACUGUAUCAUCAAGGUUGGCUUUUCAAUAAACUUUUGUUAAAAGCUAUUUUCGUGUACGAUAGAUCUCGUACGGAUUUGUAUCAUUAAAAUAGAAGUUUGUUAAAUUAUUUACGGAAUGAUUAAAACUUGCUGCUUGAUCAGGAAGAUCGCCGCUUCGCGGUUGGUAACAAAAGGGCGUUGACAUUUAAUCAGAAAGGCGAAACGAGAAGAUACGUUUGUGACAUUAAUUCGACAGUAGCAAUCCGAUCGGAUUCGUUGUUGCUCUCAAUCUCCUAUGUAUUAAUCGAGAAACAUGUCAAUUAAUUUAACGAAAAAUAAUGACGGCUUGGUGGCCGCCUGGCACAGCGUAGUCGACGAUAAAUCGUCUACUAACUGGGCUGUAUUUGGAUAUGAAGGACAAUCUAACAAUUUAAAGGUUGUCAGUACCGGAUGUGGUGGAUUGGAGGAGAUGAUUGAGCAUUUAAAUAGUAGUCAUAUCAUGUAUGCCUUCUGUCGAGUGAUAGAUACUAAAACAAGCCUGCCAAAAUGUCUGUUGAUAAAUUGGCAAGGAGAGGGUGCUCCUAUAGUGAGAAAAGGGACAUGUGCAAACCAUAUUAGAGAUGUAGAGAAAUUAUUGAAAGGUGCUCAUAUAACAAUUACGGCCCGCUCUGAAGAUGAUGUGGAAGUAGAUUCUAUUAUGGAAAAACUGGCCAGAGCCACUGCAUCUGCAUAUAAAUUUAAUGAGCCUAGAGGGGAAAAUGAAGGGAAUGCAGGGCCAGUUGGUACCACAUAUCGAAGAGUAAUCCCUGAGCAAGAGAUAAACGCAAUCGAACGAGAUCAAUUUUGGCAGAAAGAAGAAUUGGAGGAAAAGAAGAGGCUGGAACAAGAACGUAUUAAGUCUGAGAAAGAACGUUUACGGCUUGAAGAAGAAGUUAGAAAGAGAGAGGAGAAGGAAGCAAUGCUUAGAGAACAACAAGUCACUGCCAAAGAGAACUCAAUAGCACGACAGAAGUUGGCUGAGCAACAGGCAGAAGAAGCGUACCACAAAUGCAAUCGUGUAGCACCAACUCAGUACUAUAAUAACGAAGUCGAUGAUUACCAUAAAUCGCGAAGUGAAGAGUUACGACUGCAAAGAAGUAAAGAAACACAACAAUUAAUUGCUCAAAGAACAAUAAAUGCGCGAGCCGUGUUUGAGCAGAACACGGCUGCCGGUCAAAUGAAGACUACCUCGGUGCAACAGCAAUAUGUACAAAAAAAUAGUCACGUGGAGGCAGCUAAAAAAGCGCUGGAAGAGAGUCAGCAGAAGGAGAUACCUCAUACUAAAGCACAGGAAGAAAUAAAGACUGAAAUGAACAAAGCACAUAACGUGGAAACAGCCACGAAUUCUGCUGCAAGCAUACCGGAAACACAAAGUCAGUCUGUAGUGUCUAAAACGAGUGAACCGCAAGAGGAGGCUGAACAACCAUCAGCUACGAAAGAAGCUGUCAUCGAAGACAACGAGUUGUACAGUCAAAUGGAUGGCCAGUACUUAUAUUUCGACAUCAAUAACGAAGGAAUGAAAGCGAGGGCCUUGUACGACUAUCAAGCAGCCGAUGGUACGGAGAUUACUUUUGAUCCCGGUGAUAUUAUUACACACAUAGAACCAAUUGAUGAAGGAUGGUGGCAGGGUCUCGGACCCGAUGGAAUUUUCGGGCUUUUUCCCGCUAAUUAUGUCGAAGUUAUCGAGUACGACCAAACGCGAUAAGGAACAGCUUGUGCGCAGCUUGUGAACAUAGAAUAUCUUUUCUUUCGGUCGAAAAGGAACAGUACUUGCUUUUUUGCAUACAGAUGUGAUUCAUGUUUUCAUGUUUUUAACUUGUAACUUCGUAUUUUCUUUCUGUUAAGAUAAUACACGGUUUUAAGAAUUUAGGUGCAUUCUCUCUCAUACUCUGAAGUUAAACGAAUAGCACGUACACAUUUAUAAUGAGAGAAGAGAUUACGUUUUAAAUAUUUGAUGCACGCUCAUUAACGAAGGAAUUUCAUACUUUUAACGAUAAUUACAGAGACAAGAUUUUAAACUUUCAUAGUCUUACAAUGCCAAUACAUAUACGAAUGGCGAAGUACGUCUUCCCAUGUUUACCGUCAUGUCGAAAAUUGAAUUAGCUGUAAACAAAUAUAUGUCUUUAUAACAUCCUCUGUCGGUGACCGACGCAAUGGUAAAAAUAGUAUAUUUAAUAACUUAGCGGACACCCUUUAAAUAUAUUUACAAAGUGUAAUAAGUACAUAUUUAGGAACAUGUUUAAUUCUCUAAAUAAAUACUUAAAUUUGUUAUAGUAA
Messenger RNA from Megalopta genalis, 2319 nucleotides. It is a transcript of the gene Abp1, whose product is annotated as Actin binding protein 1. Gene Ontology annotation, molecular function: actin filament binding. Lineage: Eukaryota; Metazoa; Arthropoda; Insecta; Hymenoptera; Halictidae. The record is from RefSeq and is a predicted model, not a curated record. Gene Ontology annotation, cellular component: postsynaptic membrane; cortical actin cytoskeleton; actin filament. Gene Ontology annotation, biological process: postsynaptic actin cytoskeleton organization; positive regulation of dendritic spine morphogenesis; neuron projection morphogenesis.